AUGCCGCCGAAGGCUUCUGCCGUCGGAAGCCUCCGAACCGAGAGAGGGCUUGCGGAGCUCAAUGAGCUGCUUUCAUCCAGGUCCUAUGUUGGUGGCCUCACCUAUGCCACCGCAGAGGACAUGGCACUUUUUGCCCAAGUUCACUCUCGGCCAGACCGACAGCAGUACCCCCACUUGCUGAGAUGGUACAACCACAUCGCCGGUCUGCGAGCUCGCCACGCUCCCUAUCACGUGUGGCCGGGACAGAGCCCGCAGGACAAGGCCGGUGAAGGACAGGAGUCCAAGAAGGGCCCGCGCGCACCAGGAAAAGAGAAGCAGGUUCUGCCAUUUGACUGCAAGGUAGAACCAGUCGAAGAUCGACGCCUGGUGCAAGGUGAUGACUCUGUAAAAAGAGGGACAGGCGGGAAGUGCUUUCCUGACAGUGAAAAGGGGCACUAUGGGCGGUACUAUAUCACUACCGCCAUCAACUACUGCAAUGGCUGGCCACAUAUAGGCCAUGCCUAUGAGGCAUUAACCUCAGAUGUUUUUGCCAGGUACCAUCGCCUGCUCGGGCAGGAUGUAUUCUUUAUGACUGGCGCUGAUGAGCACGGGCAGAAAAUUGCUCAAACCGCAGAGAGCGAGGGCCUCCAGCCCCAAGAGAUCUGCGAUCGCUACUGCCUUGGCUUCAGGGCGCUGAAUCAACGUUUGAAUGUGUCGAAUGAUUUCUACGUUCGCACGACAGCUGACCGCCACAAGGCAGUUGCUAGGUCAGUUUGGGACAUCUGCAAGAAGAAGGGGGACAUCUACCUCGACCGCUACGAGGGCUGGUACAUGGUCCGAGAGGAGCGUUUCAUAACAGAUCAGGAGGCGCAGGAGUGGAACUUCAAGGACCCCACCUCCGGAGCUCCGCUGAAGAAGAUGUCUGAGCCAAGCUUCUUCUUCCGCUUGUCCAAGUACCAGGAAAAGGUGGUCAAGCUCAUCGAGGACAAUCUGGAGUUUAUUCAGCCAGCCCAGUACAGAAAUGAGAUCCUUGAGCGGCUGAAGUCCAUCGAGGUCCCAUUGCCUACCGGGUGCAUCCGCUGCCCGUUGUGCAGAGCACAUGUUGUCGGAGAGCUAACCUUGCCCACGACUGCAGCUGUUUGCACAGCAUGUUAUGGAAAUCAGCAGCUUCCAGGGCAAAGUCUGAGUUGUGUCUAUGUCUUGACUCACGGAAUCUGCAAGUUUGGGUUAGGCUUGGGAGCCUCGCUGCAUUCGCUGCCCAGCAUGGCUCCGCAGAUCCUGAUUGUUGGAGCCGGUGUGACCGGCUCCAUGCUGGCCCUGCUGGUCAAGGACAUGGGCCUUUCUGUGCGCGUGCUGGAGAAGUCGCGUGGAGCCGGCGGACGCAUGGCCACUUACACCUAUCGCCAAGGGGACCGCUCGUCCCCGGUGCUGGCUCAGGCAGAUCUUGGAGCACAGUAUAUCACGACUAGGAGCUCACCCGAUCAUCCGAUACUGGGUCCGCUCUACAAGCGGCUGUGCGAUGCUGGUGUGCUCAAGCCCUUCACUGCGGAGAUUGCAGGCCCCAAUCCCUACGGAGCUGCAAGUGCGGAUGUGCGACACUUCACAGCUCCGAACGGCUUGAAGUCAGUCUCUCAGUAUCUGCUGGAGUCGUCAGGUGUUCCGGUGGAUUGGGGUGUAGCUGUGGAUGACUUGACUUUGUCAGAAGCUGGAGAGGUCUCUGUGUCGGUGAAGGAAGGAACUCUGCCAGCAGAGGCGGCUGCAGCCAACGUGGUGGUGUUGACGCAGCCACCGCCGCAGGUUCUGGGUGCCAGUAAGUUUGGAAUGAGAGGCAGCUUUCUCCAGUACACACCAGAGGCCACGGCCGCAGGGCUUAAGAAGGUAGAGUAUUCCUCGCGCUUCGCUGUAGCCUACUUCUUCGACAAGGCCAAGGUGACAUGGCCAUUUUCCUGGACCUGCCAGUAUUUCGAUAAAGGUGACGUACGGUACGUAGCGCACGACUCGGCAAAACGUCACUCCACUCACGAGACCAUGAUCUCCGUGCUUGUGCAUAGCGGCGUUCCGCUUGGCAUUGAGUUAAAGGAUGAGGAGGACCCGUUCCCAACGGCGGCUGCACGCCUGCAGCGCGACCUCGAGGCCAAGCUGCCUGAACUGCCAUGGGGCGGAGCUGAGGGCUCGAAGGUCCACAAGUGGAAGUACAGCCAGGUCUACAAAGGCUUCGGUGGCGGGAAGCUUGCGCCUGACUGGGUAUGGCCUGCAGAAGAGGCCAAGGAGGCGGCCCCGGGCUGUGUGGACCUUUUCCGCACAGACACGGCGCUGGGUCUCCUUUGCGGUGAUGCCAUGGCUCCUUCUGGCAAUUUCGAAGGAUGCGUAUACAGUGCGCACAAAGCUGCGGAAGCAUUGCGGCGCCACUUCUGCAAAGUGCCGGGACUGCAAUCAUCCACGGCGGUGAACAACCGCUUUUGUUCGGCUGAGAGCGGGUCCUCGACUACGGGCACUCCGGUUGAAUUCUUCACCCUCCCCACGGGGAUUCUAAACGUAGUGCGGGCAGCGAAGAAAAUAGUGAGAGCCCGGGCCAAGGUCAGCUGUCCGGAAGACUUGGUCAUGUACGUGUGGUUUGACGCUCUCAUCAACUACCUCAGUGGUGUGGAUGGCAUCGAGCCCAAGAAGCCACUCAGCAGAUUCUGGCCUGCCCAAAUGCACAUAGUCGGCAAGGACAUCCAUUGGUUCCACACGGUCAUUUGGCCUGCCAUGCUGAUGAGUGCAGGAAUUGCGUUGCCCAAGAGCGUGGUGGUGCAUGGCUUCAUUGCCGGGGCCGACGGCCGAAAAAUGUCUAAAAGCCUGGGUAACGUCGUGGACCCUCACGAUAUGCUUGACAAGUUUCCUUGUGACACCCUGCGGUGGUACUUCUGCCGUGAGGCGGCUUUUGGGGAUGACGUCAGGUUCAGCGAGGAUUCCCUCCGGCUGAUGCACAACGCAGAGCUCUGUGAUAACUUGGGAAACCUGGUGAACAGAGCGGUGAAUCUCAGCAACGGCUCCGUACCCUCUUGUAGCGUUGACGUGUCUCUUCCCUUCGAUCUCAAGGAGCUGAAAGCUUCAGUCUCAGAGGCAUUCGAAGCCUACCGACUGUCUGAUGCAGCAGCUCUGACCAUCAAAGCGGCCGGGGACACAAACAAGUGGAUUGCUGACCUCGAGCCGUGGAAGAUGAAGGCAGCGGAGCAACAAGCGCUUCGGAGCGCCUGUCUCCGAAAGCUGCUGGAGGCGGUCUACGCGUUGGCCCACUUCUUUGCCCCCUUCAUCCCAAUAGCUGCAGAGGCCAUCUUUGCCAAGGUGGGCCAGCCUCCCAGGCCGAUUUCUGAGCUGCGAGACGACUUCACCAACUUGGUGGAGGGCAAGGAGGUCAAGGCUACAUCGUUACUUUUCAGCAUCCUGGAGGUGAAGAAGGUGGACGUGGAAUCCGCUGCGGAGAAGAAGGCCGAAGCAAAAGCUAAAGCCGAGUCAAAAAAGAAGUGA
Messenger RNA from Symbiodinium pilosum, 3489 nucleotides. Lineage: Eukaryota; Dinophyceae; Suessiales; Symbiodiniaceae. The record is from the annotation of a GenBank genome assembly.